AUGCCCUUGUCAUCAGCAGCUCCACGCUCCUCCAAUGAAAAGCAGGAAGAUCUCUUGGACUUGGAUAUCUUCGGAGCAAAGGCGCUACUGGCUGAUAUCCAAGAGCCUAGUCCAACCCCUGCUCCUCCUGCUGAACCGCGUCUGGAGCGGACCUCCAAAAUGCACUCCACGGCAACACCCCAAAAAAAAGAGGAUGCCUAUCGCGCAACCAGAAACUACACUGCGAUCUCUCUUAAUUUCAUACGAUGA
This is a messenger RNA of Haemonchus placei, 249 nucleotides long. The record is from the annotation of a GenBank genome assembly. Lineage: Eukaryota; Metazoa; Nematoda; Chromadorea; Rhabditida; Trichostrongylidae.